UUUCCCAACACGUUUUCCAGAAGGCAUCAGAGAAAAAAAAUUAGUAUUUCUUUUAAAUUUCUUCCACAUUCAUCGUUUCCUAUCAACGCCUUUGAUAAAGGAAUAUGGCAGAAACAGAAGUAAAGAAGAAAGAAUCGGUAUUUCAAGAGCUUCAGGCGGACGAGGACGCUGGAGUUAUCACUGUGGAAAGUUUGUGUAUGAACUGCCAUAAAAACGGUACGACUCGCCUCCUCCUGGUCAAGAUUCCGUUUUUUAAAGAGAUAAUAUUGUCAUCAUUUCACUGUGAGCAUUGUGGAGAAAAGAAUAGUGAAAUACAGUCUGGUUCAUCUAUUCAAGACAAGGGAUGCAAAAUAUCAUUAAAGAUCACUACCAAGAAGGAUCUGGAUAGACAGGUAGUUAAGCAAGAAAGUGCCUCCUUUUCUAUUCCCAAACUUAGCUUUGAAGUUCCUCCAUUUACGCAGAAGGGAGAAAUAAGUACCAUAGAAGGACUGAUAACCAGGGCAGUGGCAGGACUUGAGCAGGACCAACCAGUCAGAAGACAUAUGGAUCCUGAAUCAGCUAAAAAGAUUGAUGCAUUCUUAGUGGAACUUAAAAAGUGUUUAGAAGUGGAAACACCAUAUAUCGUUAUCCUUGAUGAUUGCACUGGGAACAGUUUCAUUGAGAAUAUUUAUGCUCCAAAACCUGAUCCCAAUAUGAAAACAGAACUUUAUGAAAGAACAACAGAACAAGACAAUAGUCUUGGCUUCUAUCAAAACACAUCUGGAGAAGAAGAGGCUGAAGAAAAGAAGGAGUCUGAAGAAAAAGGUAAAAAAAAUAAAGCAUUUGACAAAGAUGAGGUAAUAACUAUCCCCACGAAUUGUACAUCUUGUAAUGCUCCUUCAGAAACAAGAAUGAAACUUGUGUCUAUUCCUCAUUUCAAAGAAGUGAUAAUCAUGGCCCUCACUUGUGAUACCUGUGGUUUUAAAAGCAAUGAAGUCAAGUCUGGAAGUGGUAUUGAGCCUAAGGGGCGUAAAUUGACUCUAAAGAUAACUGACCCCGAGGAUCUUAGCAGGGAUAUUCUUAAGUCUGAGACAUGUACACUGAGUAUCCCAGAAUUAGAGUUUGAAGCUGGAGGGCCUACACUUGGUGGAAAGUUUACAACUAUAGAGGGCUUGUUAUCAAAUGUUGGUGAUCAUCUCAAGUCAAUCAAUCCUUUUGGUUUUGGUGAUGGAUUUUCUUUGAGUGGUGGUAAACUAAAAGGCUUUCUUGAUAAUCUACAAAAGAUCAUUUCAGGUCAGUGGAUGGGUGUGCACAUUAUUCUUGAUGAUCCAGCAGGCAACAGUUUUAUACAGAAUCUUUAUGCCCCUGAUCCUGAUCCCGAACUAACGAUAGAGGAAUAUGAACGAACAACGUCACAAAACGAUGAACUGGGAAUUUUACACAUGAAUACUGAGAAUUAUGCUGAAUCCUGAAACUGAAAUUGGUAAUUAAAUAGAGAAUAAUUAAUACAAGGCUGAGAUUCUGACUACUG
Messenger RNA from Actinia tenebrosa (Australian red waratah sea anemone), 1510 nucleotides. RefSeq names its product zinc finger protein ZPR1. Gene Ontology annotation, molecular function: zinc ion binding. Gene Ontology annotation, cellular component: nucleus. Lineage: Eukaryota; Metazoa; Cnidaria; Anthozoa; Actiniaria; Actiniidae. The record is from RefSeq and is a predicted model, not a curated record.